Molecule: messenger RNA, 351 nt
Organism: Chrysochloris asiatica (Cape golden mole)
Lineage: Eukaryota; Metazoa; Chordata; Mammalia; Afrosoricida; Chrysochloridae
Product: NADH dehydrogenase [ubiquinone] 1 alpha subcomplex subunit 5-like
Exons: 1
Coding region: 1-351 (116 amino acids)
Biological process (GO): respiratory electron transport chain
Source: RefSeq, a predicted model, not a curated record
AUGGCGGGGCUGCUGAAGAAGACCACUGGCCUGGUGGGCUUGGCUGUAUGUGACAGUCCGCAUGAGAGACUAAGGAUAUUAUAUACAAAGAUCCUUGAUGUUCUCGAGCAAAUGCCUAAAACUGCAGCCUAUAGAAAGUAUGCUGAAGAGAUUACAAAUGAGAAGCUAAAUAUGGUGAAAGCAGAGCCAGAUGUUAAAAAAUUAGAAGACCAACUUCAGGGUGGACAAAUUGAGGAAGUGAUUUUUCAGGCUGAAAAUGAACUGAGUCUGGUGAGAAAAAUGAUGCUAUGGAAACCAUGGGAACCUUCAGUGGAAGAACCUCUUGCCAAUCAGUGGAAGUGGCCAAUAUAA